Halteromyces radiatus is the source of this 639-nucleotide messenger RNA. RefSeq names its product 40S ribosomal protein S18. The record is from RefSeq and is a predicted model, not a curated record. The transcript is spliced from 3 exons. Gene Ontology annotation, biological process: translation. Lineage: Eukaryota; Fungi; Mucoromycota; Mucoromycetes; Mucorales; Cunninghamellaceae. The coding region runs from base 81 to 545 and encodes 154 amino acids. Gene Ontology annotation, cellular component: small ribosomal subunit; ribosome; cytosol. Gene Ontology annotation, molecular function: RNA binding; structural constituent of ribosome.
AAAGUGCGAUUUGGGCAAAACUUGAAAUUUUCAGAGUGGCAUUGAAUAGACCCUCCUCUUUUACAACUUACAGCAGCAUCAUGUCUCUCGUUGUGCCCGAACGAAACCAAUUCCAACACAUUAUUCGUCUUCUCAACACCAACGUCGACGGUAAGGACAAGAUCACCAUUGCUUUGACCUCUGUCAAGGGUGUGGGUCGUCGUUUCGCUAACGUUGCUUGCAAGAAGGCUGAUGUCGAUUUGAACAAGCGUGCCGGUGAAUUGACCAACGAAGAAUUGGAACGUAUUGUCACCAUCUUGCAAAACCCUGCUCAAUACAAGAUCCCUAACUGGUUCCUCAACAGACAAAAGGAUAUCAUUGAUGGCAAGUACUCUCAAGUUAUUUCUAACGUAUUGGAUACCAAGAUGCGUGAAGAUUUGGAACGUAUGAAGAAGAUUCGUGUCCACCGUGGUCUUCGUCACUACUGGGGUCUCCGUGUCCGUGGUCAACACACCAAGACUACUGGUCGUCGUGGUAGAACCGUCGGUGUGUCCAAGAAGAAAUAAACUCGCUGAUUGGAUUGUUGUCUUUGCUUUACAAUUGUGGAUAUGAAAAUGUUUGAAUUUGUUGUUUGAAUAAAAUUAUUAUAUUAAACUAUGA